Messenger RNA from Plutella xylostella (diamondback moth), 647 nucleotides. RefSeq names its product UPF0389 protein GA21628. The record is from RefSeq and is a predicted model, not a curated record. Lineage: Eukaryota; Metazoa; Arthropoda; Insecta; Lepidoptera; Plutellidae.
CCAUAAAAUUUUCCGUAGUCCUCAAUGAUUUCUAUUUACCAACGAAAAUAAACAAUAGAAAUUAACUUACCUCACUAUCACUACUACAAUUACAUCUCUAAGGUUAAAAAUGAACAAAUUAAUCCUAUCAAGAGCAUAUUUGGGUCUCAUACGAAGAAGUAUGAGUGCCCAAACCCCGGCGCCCUCAGAAGGGUCCGCAGCAGCUCGUGAUAACAUGGCUCCAAAGUACAGACCUACGGAGCUACAAAAAACUAUCUUAGUCUGGACCAAGAAGUAUAAAUCUAAGGAGGAAAUACCCAAAUUUGUGUCCCCAGAACUGAUUGAGAGGAGCCGUAGUGAAGCUCGGAUUAAAAUCUCCAAUGUAUUGAUGUUGCUGACUGUACUGGGGAGCAUUGCUGCCAUUUUCCUUGGCAAAUCAGCAGCCAAGAGAGGUGAAUCCAUUCACAAAAUGAACCAAGACUUCCACAAACAGUAUAGGGAGAACUUUGAGAAGACACAUUCUGAAACUAAGUAAAAGCCAUAAAACUAUAAUUUGAUGUCUCAUUGCACAUAAGUAAAAUAUUUAUUUUUCUGAUGUAAAAAUGUAUUAGUAAGUAAACUUUGUUAAUGUAUAGAAAUUGUAUUUAAUAAAUCAUUAAUGUUUUUUA